Molecule: messenger RNA, 3000 nt
Organism: Etheostoma spectabile (orangethroat darter)
Lineage: Eukaryota; Metazoa; Chordata; Actinopteri; Perciformes; Percidae
Gene: cmtr2
Product: cap methyltransferase 2
Biological process (GO): methylation; 7-methylguanosine mRNA capping
Cellular component (GO): cytoplasm; nucleus
Molecular function (GO): methyltransferase cap1 activity
Source: RefSeq, a predicted model, not a curated record
GUACGCAUGCGGAGUGCUGUCUGAAUUACAUGAAAGCGUGCUUCCGUUUCCUUACAGCAGCUACAGUCCGGUGUGAAGGAUGAGCUCAGGCAAUGGGACCAGGAGGAACGUUGGAAAGCUGCAGCAUUUCAAAAACACGUUUGACCCUGAAACACUGACCGAGAUUCAAAGUAUUUUUAGUAAAGUUAAAACCUAUGUGAAACCUUCCAAUGGGGAGUGGUGCAUCCCCGACCCAAACGUUGCUCUCAGACACUCUGUGGAGGAGCACUCCCGGCUGCAGGCCCUGAAGGCGUCGCUCAAUGAUAUUAAAAACCAGCUCAGUGACAAGAACGUCGAGGUCUGGCAUCAGCACACCAACUCCACCAAUCGAGCCGGGAAGGUGAUCGCCGCUGUACGUUCUGCUGCCAACGCAGAGAUCUGCACUCAGGCCUGGUGCAAGUUCUCUGAGAUCCUGGGAACAUUCAAUCUUCUUCCACAGGAGGCUCUUCAAAAUGGCGAGCUGAACACAAUCCACCUUUGUGAAGCUCCAGGGGCCUUCAUAACCGCUCUGAACCAUUACAUCAAAACCAGCGAGUCCACACGUUACUGUGACUGGAGCUGGGCCGCUAACACUCUUAACCCGUACCACGAGGCUAACAGUGGCAACACGACGAUCGCAGAUGAUCGGUUAAUCGCUAACACAUUGCCCUGGUGGUUCUUUGGCUCAGAUAACACAGGUAACAUCAUGAUUCAAAAACAUUUGCUGGAGCUGCAGUCGUUUGUGGCUAACAUGCGUAGAGUUGAUGUGGUGACAGCAGACGGUAGUUUUGACUGUCAGGAGAAGCCAGACGAGCAGGAGGCGCUGGUGGCGUCGCUGCAUUACUGUGAGGUCACGGCUGCCCUGCUGCUCCUAAGCCCCGGUGGCUCUUUUGUGCUGAAGAUGUUUACCCUGUAUGAGCACUCCUCCGUUUGCCUUCUCUACCUGCUGAACUGCUGUUUCCGCUCUGUCAGUGUUUUCAAACCUGCCCAAAAAGUCGGCAACCUGGGUUUUUUUUGUGUGUCAACUAGAUGGCGGAAGCUUAGGCCUUUUGCUCUCCAACUGUUCUAUUCGGACCACAUCUCUAAAAAAAGGGCACUUUUCCCCCAAAUCACUUGUCCCAUGUCGUUUCUAAAAACCCUGAAGAAUGGCCCCUACUUCCACACGCUCCAGGUGGACACAAUCACAGAAAACCUGCGCGUUUAAAGGAAUAGCACCGAGCAAACACGGCUCGACUACUCGGGCUGUACGGCUCAGGGAAAAUGCAGCGCUUCCAGGGAAAUGUCUGUGAGCUUCCUUCCACGGAGUCGAUGGAUUUCUCGUAACACGGUGAGUCCCGCCUGCUGCAGCGUCUCAGCGGGCCGACCUCUGGGACAAAAGAAGCAAACAGGCUCCUUCAAUGAGCGUAGGGAAUUGCAGACCCUGAGCUGGAGGGAGCGCAUCAAGAGGGGUUGCCAUGCUACCUGGAUACAGAGACACUGUACGGAGGCCGUUGGAACCAGCUGCGUGCUGGAAGGACCCCUGUCAGAGUGUCACAUCGAUUCAUGGUACGUUAUCAUCGGUGCUGCACUGCCUGCAGUCAGAAACUCUCCGUUCUGUGAAGGAGUUUUGUUAAACCACUUAAAUGAAGCCCUGAUGGACCCAGCAGUAGACAGGACUCAAGCACCUCCCUGUGACUCUUGCCAUGUGACUUGCACAGCCUCCAUCUUGUCCGAUGUUGCAGCUCUCUGCAUCUUCACAUCUGACAGUGAUGGCAUCAAAAAGAAGAAACGGUGUCUGGUGUUUGGCAGAUGCUCAGUGUGGGGUGCCUGUGAAAACCAACCAGGGGAUUUAGUCUUAGAAUUUUCUGCAGAGCCUUCAGUUCCUCAAAGAGGCUGCAUCACGCUGCAUGACGGGGAGCCGCGGUACCAGCAGCAGCUCUUAGGUUGUGUUGUGUUUUCCCUGCAGAACCUGAACUCUGGGGAUGCCCUGCUGCUGCCUGUGCUUUCUGCCUUCUCUCGUGUCACCGCAGCUGUUGUGCUCUGCCUGCAUGUGUGUUUUCGCUCAGUCACAUUCAGGUGUCCGGCCCCCUCAGGCGUAGUUGGGACAGUGCUUGUGUGUGUUGGCUUCUGCCCUAAAGCUGCUGCACGAAUACUCCCUUUUCUCACUGACGUCCAUAACUGUGUGGGUCAGCUUUUAGGAGACGAGGAGGACUCUGGUAAAAAUCUGGCGUCUGGGUGUGACCGCCAGGUGCUGCAGUUUGUUCCCAUGGAGGAACUGCUCACAGGAGGACUGACUGAGUUCCUGCGCACCAUGAACUCUGAAAUCAUCCAACAGAAGCUACAUUUGCUCAUGCAAUCAUAGUACAUUUUAGUGAGCUUGGACUCUGGGGUACAUGCUAUUGCUUCAGAAGUUGUCAUUAGGUCCCAGUCAAUUCUAUUCUUGUCUAAUCAGCAGACUGUUUAACAACACUGAAUCAUUUCUGUAUGCUGAUAUUAAGAAAUUACUCCACUGAUUUAGCAUUGCACACCUAUAAACAUUGUCAGACUCGCAAUGGACAGUUUUAAAGAAAGGAUCAAAACUGAUGCAGCAGAAUCCAAGAUAGUCUUUUUUACUCUGUCCUUCUUCUUGCUUGCAUUACCUACAUUACAACUCGACCAGCGACACAUCAAUCAGAGAUUCAAGUCCGUCAUAUUAGUAGUGGCUAAUGUAGCUGCUAGCCUCAAGCAGAGAUGAGGAGCAGGCUACAGAGGUCUGGUAAGCUGACUCCACACCUAGGCAUGGGCCGUUUACUGGUUUCCAACGUAUACCGCAGCAUGAAAAAGUCAUAGUUUCAAAACCAUUAUAAUUUUCCGUAAUACUGUUCCUUGCAGUAUGACCUGUUUUUUAUGAGUCGUUAAAAAUAGAAAGUGCAGUUUAGAAAUCCCUCUCCCUGCCAGUGUCCCGUGUGUGUAAAAAUAAAAUACAUUGUGUUCAAUGGAAAAAAGGUUUUUACCCAGACAUUU